CGCUCUAGCCGGCGGCGGAGCCGGCAGUUCCUCGGCGGUGCCCGUCGCGUUGCCCAGGGAACGGUCUCCCGGCAGUCCCCGCGGCCCGGAGUCCAUCCCCACCUCCUCCGGCCCUGCCGGGCCGACGAGUCCGGAGGGGCUGCCGCGGGAGCCCCAGGUUUCCCCAGAUGCCGGUUAAGAUCCCUCGUCCUGCCUGAAGAUCAGCGGUGGAGACCUUGGCCAUGGCGUCUGUGUCGGAGCCUGUCACCUUCAGAGAGUUCUGCCCGCUCUACUAUCUGCUGAAUGCCAUCCCCACGAGGAUCCAGAAGGGGUUCCGCUCGCUGGUGGUCUACCUCACGGCGCUCGACACCAACGGCGACUACAUCGCGGUGGGCAGCAGCAUUGGCAUGCUCUACCUGUACUGCCGGCAGCACGGCCAGAUGAGGAAGUACAACUUCGAGGGGAGAACCGAGUCCAUCACGGUGGUGAAGCUGCUGAGCUGCUUCGACGACCUGGUGGCCGCAGGCACAGCCUCUGGGAGGGUUGCAGUUUUUCAGCUUGUAUCCUCGCUGCCAGGGAGAAAUAAACAGCUUCGGAGGUUUGACGUCACUGGCAUUCACAAAAAUAGCAUAACAGCUCUGGCUUGGAGCCCCAAUGGGAUGAAACUGUUCUCUGGAGAUGAUAAAGGGAAAAUCGUCUAUUCUUCUCUGGAUCUAGAUCAGGGCGUCUGCCGCUCGCACCUGCUGCUGGAGGAGCCGGCCUCCAUCGUGCAGCUGGACUACAGCCAGAAGGUGCUGCUGGUCUCCACGCUGCGGCGGAGCCUGCUGUUCCACACCGAGGAGCGCUCCGUGCAGCAGGUCGGGGCACAGCCGCGGAGAAGCACUGGGAAAUUUGGUGCCUGCUUCAUACCAGGACUCUGUAAGCAAAGCGAUCUAACUUUGUACGCAUCCCGGCCUGGGCUCCGGCUGUGGAAGGCUGACAUCCACGGGACUGUCCAGGCCACGUUUAUCUUAAAAGACGUCUUCGCCGGAGGAGUCAAGCCUUUCGAGCUUUAUCCACGCCUGGACUCUGCCGCGCGGGGAGGGUGCAGCUCUCCUGAGAAGCACUUGGGGCUCGUGUCGUGUUUCUUCCAAGAAGGUUGGGUGUUGAGUUGGAAUGAAUACAGUAUUUACCUUCUGGACACCGUCAACCAGGCCACAAUUGCUGGUUUGGAAGGAUCAGGUGAUAUUGUGUCUGUUUCCUGCACAGAAAAUGAAAUAUUUUUCUUAAAGGGAGACAGGAACAUUAUACGAAUUUCAAGCAGGCCUGAAGGACUAGCAUCAAUAGUUAAACCAGCUUCUUUACCAGUGCGGGAUGGUCUGGAGACAUCAGCGUGCUCAGAGCAAGUCCAUGGGCCGCGUGCAGAGAAGCUGCCGGCGGCCACGCCUUCCGAGACGAGGCUCCGAGGCUCUUCAGUGGCCAGCUCUGUGGCCAGCGAGCCCAGGAGCAGGAGCAGCUCGCUCAACUCCACGGACAGUGGCUCCGGGCCUCAGACAGCCCCCGAGCUGGGCAGGGGUGGCCCGCUCACCUCGAAGAGGUUCAGCGUGAUCAGCUCGGAGGACUUCGACCAGGAGCUCGUGGUGAAGCCUCUCAGAGUGAAAAAGAAGAAGAGGACGAAGAAGACAGUAGAAGGUGGGAGCAGCACCACGGGCCCCAGCUCCCUUGAGUCGACCCCCGGCUGUGAGUGUCCUGGGGACAGCCCCCAGUCCGUGAGCAUGGACCUGCCAUCUGUGGCCUCCAGCUUGGGCAGCAUCAUGGACCGGUCCAGCACAGGGUCUCCUGACCAGGAGAGCAGUCUCAGCGGGGAGGCCGCUGGUGUGCUGCCGGAGUAUAGCGACCCUGAGGCAUUCAGUGUCCUGGAGGUGCCCCUGCCUGCCCCUGACCUGCUAAACCGAGGCGGUGACGGGAGAGCUGAAAUCCCCUUGGACGACGGCGAGGGCGGGACAGAGCUGCCCGCUGGGGUGGUGAGCUCCUCCUGGCGCCCGCCGGAGCUCGUGGAGGGCUCUGAGGACAUCGUGGAGCUGGAGGAGGAGCCUCGUCUCGCGGACGGUGGGCCGGGUGGCGCGGCGGAGGCCCGAGGGGACGGGGCCAUGCAGCCUGACGGCCCCCAGGGCACUUUCUCAGAAGCCUGCAUCCUGGACUCGGCGGCGGUGCCUUCCCACCUCAGCUGGGCCCCCAGUGCAGAGCAGCAGCUUCCGGGGGCCACGGCUGAUGAAGGCAGAGCUGAGGAGCCUCCCGAAGAGCAGGGCUUCCUGAUGCAUGUGGGAGCCCCCCAUCACCUCAGCCUGAGUCCCUGGCACGGUGCUCCUGACGCUGACACGGGCCAGACGGCGGUUGUCACUUCCGAGCGUGACCUGGGCGGGGGAGGCCAACCGCCUCCCUGGGCCUCGGCCUCAGCAGCCGGUGCCCAGGAGCAGCCCCCACGGGACCAGGUGCUGACCUCCAGCGACGAGGAGGACAUCUAUGGCCACGGGCUGCCCUCUUCGUCCUCGGAGACGAGUGUGACGGAGCUGGGAGGGGGCCGCUCCCUGCAGGACCUGAGGCAGCUGGGCGCAGACGACCCUGGGCUGCUCAAGGCCGAUCAGUUUGCAGAAAGCUGGAUGGGCUACUCCGGGCCCGGCCACGGCAUCCUCAGCUUGGCGGUCUCUGAGAAGUACCUCUGGUGCCUGGACUACAAAGGCGGCCUGUUCUGCAGCGCGUUGCCAGGCGCUGGGCUGCGCUGGCAGAAGUUCGAAGAUGCUGUCCAGCAGGUGGCAGUCUCGCCCUCAGGCGCCCUUCUUUGGAAGAUUGAACAGAAGUCUAACCGAGCCUUUGCGUGUGGAAAAGUGACCAUCAAGGGGAAACGCCACUGGUACGAAGCUCUGCCCCAGGCGGUGUUUGUGGCCCUGAGCGACGACACGGCCUGGAUCAUCAGGACCAACGGGGACCUGUACCUGCAGACAGGUCUCAGCGUGGAUCGCCCCUGCGCCAGAGCCAUGAAGGUCGACUGUCCGUUCCCGCUGUCCCAGGUCACUGCCCGCAACAGCGUGGUGUGGGCGCUGACGGAGCAGCGAGCCCUCCUGUACCGGGAGGGGGUGAGCAGCUUCUGCCCCGAGGGGGAGCAGUGGAAGUGCGACAUCGUCAGUGAGAGGCAGGCUUUGGAGCCCGUCUGUAUAACUCUCGGGGACCAGCAGAGCCUGUGGGCCCUGGACAUCCGAGGAAACCUGUGGUUCCGGACUGGGGUCGUUUCCAAGAAACCCCAAGGAGACGACGGCCACUGGUGGCAAGUGAGCAUCACGGACUACGUGGUGUUCGACCAGUGCAGCCUGUUCCAGACCAUCAUCCACGCCACUCACUCGGUGGCCACAGCGGCCCAGGUGCCCGUGGAGAAGGUGGCGGACAGACUCCGCACAGCGUUCUGGUCCCAGCAGCUGCAGUGCCAGCCGAGCCUGCUGGGCGUCAACAACAGCGGCGUCUGGAUCUCCUCGGGCAAGAACGAAUUCCACGUCGCUCGAGGGAAUCUCAUCGGCACUUACUGGAAUCAUGUUGUUCCCCGGGGGACCGCCUCUGCCACAAAGUGGGCCUUUGUGUUGGCGUCCACUGCCCCCACCAAGGAAGGAAGCUCCCUGUGGCUGUGCCAGAGCAGCAAGGACCUGUGUCGUGUGAGUGCCCAGCACGCCCAGUCCCGCCCAUCCACCGUGCAGCUGCCCCCCGACGCCGAGAUGAGGGCCUACGCUGCCUGCCAGGAUGCCCUGUGGGCACUGGACAGCCUCGGCCAGGUGUUCAUCCGGACGCUGUCCGCCAGCUGCCCCACGGGCAUGCACUGGGCCCGGCUGGACCUCUCCCAGCUAGGAGCUGUGAAACUGACGAGCCUGGCCUGUGGCAACCAGCACGUCUGGGCCUGCGACUCCAGGGGUGGCGUUUACUUCCGCGUUGGCACCCAGCCACUGAACCCCAGUCUGAUGCUUCCGGCCUGGAUAGCGAUUGAGCCACCUGUCCAGCCCGCCGGGGUCACCUUGGUCAGCGUGCACUGCAGCCCCGACGACCAGACGCUGUGGGCCCUGGACAGCAGGUGGAACGUGCAUGUCCGAGCUGGGAUCACCGAGGAGAUGCCAGUGGGGACCGACUGGGAGCACGUGCCAGGGCUGCAGGCCUGCCAGCUGGCCCUGAGCGCCAGGACCGUGUGGGCCCGCUGUCCCAACGGGGACCUCGCCCGACGGUACGGCGUCAGCGACAAGAACCCUGCCGGGGACUACUGGAAGAAGAUCCCGGGGAACGUGACGUGUGUCACAGUGACCUCAUCGGACGAGCUGUGGGCAGUGGGCCCGCCCGGCUACCUCCUCCAGCGGCUGACAAGGACGUUCAGCCACUCGCACGGCGCCCAGGGCAGCCACGCCGCCACCCCCCACCCCGAGGACCUGGAGGACGAGUGGGAGGUCAUCUGAAGGUGCUCCCGGGAGGGCGGACGCGGCGCCCCGAGCGGGGACACAGCCGGCUUCUGAGUCACUCGCCCUGGACACGCCUCACAGCCCCCAUCAGACUCGUCUAGCCAGGUCGGAGGGCCCACUCUUGUUUUCAUCCGUGUUCGUCUGAGUCUCGUCCCAGAACCCACAGCCUCGGCCGAGGGUCCGAGCCAUCGCGGCAGCAGCGGGGCCUCUGGACUCCCGCGGAGGCCGUCCCGGGUGGGGCCGGCGGCGGCUGCAGUUGCAUGUACUGCAGUCUCUGCCGUGCGCCAUAGCCCCCGCCUCAGCACUAGCCGCCCCGAGCCCGGGGUCAGCGCUGCCGGCUCCCGAGCGCGCUCCCGCCGGGGCCCUUGCCUCUAUUCUGAGACGCGGUUCCCGGCGCACGUUCUGCGCGGACCCGCCGGAUGGGAAGCCAGCUGUGCCAGGACAGGGGCACGCAGCACACGCACGCACACGACACAUGCACGCGCACGCACGCACGCACCCCGCCUUGGGGCCAGGCCCGCCCCAGCAGACACAGCUCAGCCGGAACAAUAAAGCCGGUGGGCGAAGGGAACCGAUGUGUGCGCGGGAACCCCAAGCACGGGCCGCCCGUGGGGCCUAGCCCUGCUGUGACGUAGGAACGUCUCAGUGACACUCAGCCCGUGCUGCUGGGGGCAUCGCAGAAACCCGAGCACCCUCAGAGGGCGAACCUACUAAUGAUGGCCUUUUCUGUUUGUUGUAUUACAAACCUACAUGAGAUACCUCAUCUGAAAUCCGAUCUUGCAAGUUUGAAAUGUAUUUUCUGGACCCAGCGGAAGGCCUCGCGCCCCUUCUCGUGGUCUCUCCUGAGCCCGCACUGUUCUCCGCUGAGUGUCCUCCCCGGGCAGGGCAGCCCCGGGACCUGCCGCCGGCUCCCAGCAGUGCCAGCCUGUCUGCGGGCAUCCACUUUGGGAGGGUGGACGCCCUCACAGGGCCACAGCUGGUGCCUGCGUGGUCCGCUGCUGCAUGGGCCAUCCCAGACUUCAGUCUGGGGCCUCGGCCCGAGGGGCCCACUUGCGUCGACGGGCGGGAGCAGCAGUCCCCGCCGCCCCUCCCUCCGCGGCCACCCUGGCACGACUCCGGCCGGGCUGCUUUUUUUAGCCUGCCGUUGGCGCAGGGCCCUGUUACUCGAUGCCUGUUUUCUACUAGGCAGGCGUGUCCGAGAGCCCCUGGGCCACAGGUGAAAAGCGAUAAGAUAUGUUCUGUGACAGGACCCAGCCAGCCAGGAGGACAGAGCUUUCCCAGGUAUACCUGAAGACGAGAAGCCGCAGUGCCCGCCCGCACCUUGCCCCUCACCCCGACAGAGCCCCUCACGCGUGCCGACAGUGGAGGCCCCUCUCCCGCGCCCGCUGUGCCUUGCCCGGCUCCUCUCCCCGCUCGGCAGAGCUCCGCUGAACCUGCGGGGCUUCAGUGCAGUGAGCCCCCGUCUGGCUGGAUGCUCCCAGUGACUUGUAGCUUCAGUGCUCUGUACAGUUUCUGGUUUUUCAGCUCUGCUUUGAGACAGUGCAAUAAACGCGCCUCUCCCCGUCUCGUCCAGCCUGACGUCUGAAGGGAGAAGCCGCCCUGAGUGGCGCUCUUGCAGGCUGUUCCCGCGGAGAACCUGCUGUGUUCCCGGCCCAGCCCCCCGCCAGGAGGGUGUGCCCGGGGGCGGCCCUGCGGAGUGUCACUCCAGAGGUGCCCCUGGGGGCAGGCUCUGAGGGCAAGACCUUGGGCCUGCAUCUCCACCCACGGCCCAAAAGCAGAUACCAGAAGUGCCCUGGUGGAAACCAGCAGGUGGGAGGAGAGCGUGUUCAUGACACAGCAGGACGGCUGCGUGCCAGGCAACCACCUGAGCAAGACACGUCACUCAGUCAAGAGCCGGCCAGGCUUUAUGGAAGACUUCCAUGAAGCUUGACCGGGAAGGUGUGGCCGACAUUCCUGAGGGCAAGCCACAGACACGGUGCAGACAUCGUCCUCUCCAAAGGCAUCUAUGGGUUUCUCUCCAUUUGUCAAACUCCCCACUGGGAUUCUUUUUGUUGGGGGAGGCAGAGAAGACUCCAUAAAAUAACGUUUGUGCCCACAGGCAUGCUCUGAGGGUCUCCCAGCUCACUGGGGCUCCGGUGAGACCCAGCGAGGGGACGUUGCUGGAGGCGGCACAGCGCGCGCUGGGAUUGGACCCAGCUCUGUGGGCUCCAGGCCUUGCUGGGAAGAAACAGGUGAGCGGUGCUGAGCGAUGACGGCCCCGAAUGAAGCAGGCCAUGGGUGGGCCGGCGGUGACAUCAGGCAGCCCAGCAGGGACCACGGGCCGUUAGCCAGAUGGAGGGGGGGGAGGCGACUGCGAGCUGGCGUGGACCUCAGCCUAACCGCUCCGGUGAAGCAGAUACGAAGUGGACGAGAGGAUCUUAAAACCAGGGGGCAAAGGACGGUAACUGACUUCUGGAUGGCAAGCACUUUCUAAACUCCAAAGUGGUGGGAAAAGUCAGAGGAAAAUAGUAUAUUAUUUCCUCAAUUGAUUUCCUCAAAUUAUAACAAUCCUAUACAUUAAAAAAAAACAAAACAUAAAACUAAAAGGGGAAACAAUUGCAGCAAGUCGGAGGAACACCUGAGACCCCUGUGAACGGAGGUGAAAGGACACUGCCUUCCGAUCCCCCAGGGCGCACGCAGAGCCGGCAGCGCCCGGCUCGGCCCUCCCGGGAAGGCCGCCAGCAGCCCGGCAGCAGCCUUACAACCCUCACACCUGUAGACCCCUACUUCCAGAAACCUGUCCCUGAGAACAAGCCCUAAGUCAGGCGUACGGCUGCAGCAUCGUAGGAAUUGUGAAACACUAAAACAGCUGACUGACAGCAGCUGACACGGGAACAUCCCUCUCAGAAACAGCAUAUGCAGCUGUUACAAACCGCGUGUGCCCCUGGAGGAAAUCUGCUGAGCAGUCUCUUAGGCAGUUUUACCGCAUCAGCGCUAAAUCUCUUGGGCGUGGUAAGGAGAAUGUGGUUUUGUAGGACUUCAUACACAGAGAGUAAGAUAACACACGUGUCCGCGUUGCUCUCUUCUAACUUCUGGUGGGCUUGCAACCUUUCAUAGUAAUUCCAGGGGACACGGGAGGGGCAGACACUACACACGCAGCUGGCCUUGGUGGCUGGUGGUCGCCUGUAGUGUGUACCUUUUUGUAUCUUUUGAAUUUGAGCCAUGUAAAUGUAUUAUUUAUUCCAAAAAUAAAUAAAAUUUACAUUUUAAAGACUCA
Messenger RNA from Cervus elaphus (red deer), 7701 nucleotides. RefSeq names its product tectonin beta-propeller repeat containing 2 (gene TECPR2). Gene Ontology annotation, molecular function: protein binding. Lineage: Eukaryota; Metazoa; Chordata; Mammalia; Artiodactyla; Cervidae. The transcript is spliced from 20 exons. The record is from RefSeq and is a predicted model, not a curated record. Bases 222 to 4442 code for a protein of 1406 amino acids.